GAGAUUGCUAAGUCAGUAAUCUGUAGUACAUCCGUGAAAAAAUUAUGGAAAUUCAAAAUGAAUUGUGACGAGGUAAUUUUACAACACAUUAACAGUCUAGAUAUACCCUUUAGAAAAGGUAUAUCGUCUACUGUGACAAAAUGAUAUCCGGGUGCACAGGCACCACCUGGAGUGUCGGCAGAUAGCAGAAUUAUUGUAUUCAGUGACAGUAAUUUACCUUAGCUAAAUAUACCAACCCACUACCUGUUUCAUAAGAGUAUCCCAAAAAUAUUUCACUCGGACAAGAAGAACACAAGUGCGGUAUUUGUGUCAUUGAGACGACUUUGUAAACCAUACGACAGGAAGAAUUACAACAGACAUAACGCAGUGUAUGUAGUAUAACAAGUUUUGCAGCACAUAAUUUACCACCUGUCCGCCUUUUCCAUGAAUUUGUAACGGCGUGUUGGGUGUAUAGACAAACUGAUUCGCGAGCAGAUGAAUGAAUCGUUAUCGAUCGAUUGAACAGAGAACCGUCAGCAGCCAUAAUCGUUGUGGUACGUGUUUGUCAUGUGAUGUUGUUUGAUGUCGGAAACUAGCUGAGCUAUUUUUAUCGAAGGCAGAAAAAAUCAGCUGGAUCGAAGCAGGGAAAACUGGAGCUUUCGCUGAUUCUUGGAAUAUCUUUCGUUGCAGGAAGGUCAAGGCCGGGGGUAAUCCGUUGUGUACAGGGAAGCGGGGAUCAAGCGGACAACAGUUUACUAUGUAUCAACCCCCGAAUGCACAGCCUCAAAACACAGGGGAACCCUAAGAGGACGCCAUUUCACCGAUCAUAACCCUAUAUACACACUGAUUUUCACUGAAUGAAAAGACAAUGCCAUAGACAUCUUUGCGUCAGUGACAGUAGAGCACACAUUAAUAACACCAUUCCAUCAUGUCAACGGACAGAAAGCGCCAUGAUUCCGAGGAAACCACGGACUCUCUGGAGAGUGUCGGAGACUAUAUCCCCACCCCACCGGACGGAGGGUGGGGCUGGGUGAUCGUCUUCAGCUCACUGAUGUGUAACAUCAUUGUGGACGGUCUUGGAUACUCUUUUGGCGUCCUCCUUCCCCAGUGGGUGGAAGUUUUCGGCGAAUCCCCCGGGAAGAUUUCACUUAUAGGGGCUCUGCUCGUCGGAGUCUAUUUGUGUGCUGGUCCCGUGGUGAGUGGUUUGACCAACAAAUUCGGAUGUAGACCCGUGACGUUUGCAGGAAGCAUCGUGGCUUGUGCUGGGUUCUUGUUUGCCUCCUUCAGUAACAGUGUCCCUGUCCUUAUGUUAACAUACGGAGUUCUUGGAGGUUUAGGAUUUGGUUUAAUAUACUUGCCAGCCAUUGUUAGCGUCGGUUUUUAUUUCGAGAAAAAACGCGCCAUUGCAACAGGCAUCGCAGUGUCUGGUUCCGGGAUAGGAACAUUCAUAUUUUCUCCUGCAAACGCCGCCAUAUUAGAUGCGUUCGAUUGGAAGUACAUGUUGAUGAUUCACGCAGGUAUUAUUCUGAAUGGAUGCGUCUUUGCUAUGUUAAUGAGACCGUUAGAACCACCAAGAAGGAAAAAGGUGAAAACAAAGGUUAGGGCCAAAACCAUGAUUGAUCGCGUGAAAGAAAGAGCUAUUGCCAACCGUAAGCGUUGUAAUGAAUCAGAAUCCAGUGUCCAGGUUGUGGAGAGUUUUGCUAAAUUGCAGGAAGCUAAGAGGUUGCGCGAAGAAAGGUUAAAAGAUGACGAUUCUGACAUUACGUCAAUGCCAAGCGCUUAUUUUGUGAAAACUCGCGAUAGCGACACAUACAAACACUCGUUCUCGGAGGCUGGCGAGAGUUACUGCGGGAGUCCGGUGGUGGACAUCCCCAAAAUAACAUUCGUAGGCGUUGACAACAAAGAACCGUCAUCACCGGAAUCACCCCGAUCCGACAGGUCAGAGGAAAGGUUUGGAUCGAUGGCGACCAUCGAAGAAAAGCCACUGAAGGAGGAAGAGGCUGCGAAAAAGGCCGCUGAUGACGCCAACAUUCUUAACGGUGUGUACAGUCACGAGGUGCAGCCACUUAUUGAAAACGGCUACGCAAAAGUGGUGCCCUCUAACCGUAACUAUUCGUCUGCCGCAAGACUACGGAUUGGGUCACAGAACAAUGUUGAUAAAAAAGACUACUCUAGACCCCUGUAUAGAAAGGACAUUUUCUACAGCGGGAGUACGCUUAAAAUCCCCGAGUUUACGUCCCAGCCCGACAUGCACAGUUACAUUACAAGUAUUACUACGAUUCCCGGAGAACUGGCGCUUCCGCCCUCCUCCAUUUGGGAUCACUGCACGUGUUUGCCAAAAUCCAUUGUCGAUACUCUUCGAGAUAUGUUAGAUUUUUCAAUAUUGAAAGACUUGCCUUUCGUGCUCAUUUGCAUUGGUAAUUUAUUUGCUAUGAUUGGGUUUUACGUUCCGUUCACAUACUUGGUUGACCACGCUAUGGAGCAGAACAUCGCCCAAACCGAUGCUGCGUUCUUAGUUUCUGUGAUUGGAAUCACCAAUACGGUGGGGCGGAUUUUGUCCGGUGUGAUAGCUGACGUGACCAAAGUGGACGCAUUGAUAAUCAACAAUGUUGCUUUGGUGUUUAGCGCGGUUCUGCUUUUCGUUGAACCUUUCUGUACGACCUAUCCCCUCCUCGUAUUGUUCGCAGCUUUAUAUGGACUAUGCGUGUCUGCCUAUAUAUCUUUGACCUCCAUCAUAAUCUGUGAUCUGAUCGGUCUGGAGAAGCUUACCAAUGCCUUUGGUAUUCUGACUCUAGCUCGAGGGACUUCUUCCAUAUAUGGACCUCCUAUUGCUGGUGCGGUUCGUGUUGCCACCAAGAGCUACGACUACUCUUUUUACCUGGGAGGUUUGAUGUUCGUCAUUGGUUCUGUGUUCCAUUUAAUGUUACAUUUACCCUGCAUCAAACGGAGGGGAUUGCGGGACCUUACUGCUGGUGUGUUAGACGUCCCGGAAAACAACAAACCCGAGAACAACAAACCGGUGGCGGUGUAAAGUUAAUGGCUUCUGACGUCACUGGACAUGCAUGGAUACUAGAUCAUGUGAUCAUGAUGUGCAACAAUUAGUUGCUUGUAUUUUUGUGAGCGAAUUUGUUAACUUAUCCUUAAGAGGAAUUCCUAAUGUUUAUUGUAUUUAUGUAUUACUGAGGUUUUUUCUUUAUUUUUACUUAACGUUUUACGAAAAGUUUAUAGAAGUUAUUGUUUGUUAGUGUGUUUGUUAGUGUGUUUGUGUAUGUGUUUGUAUCUGCGUUUGUUUGCGUCCAUAACUGAAAAUGUAGUAACUUUUACAAUAGGAUAAUCUCAGAUUGUUUUUGCUUUAUUGUACCGUUUUAGAUUUAGUACACACUAUUUUUAUAUGGCAACGGAUAUCGGUUUGAAAAGAUUUAUAUGUAUAUUUUUACUUGGAACUUCGUUUUAUACAUGUAGUUAACUGUUUUAUGUGCAUGUGUUAAAUGUUUCGUUGCAUGAUGGUUUUUUUUUUACAAUAAUCUUUAUUGUUAAUCCAGUAUAAACUUUAUCACAUUGGUAUCUCCGACUAUUCAUUGAUUUACAAUGCAUUGCAUUUUUAAUGGCUUACCGUUAGUUUUUAUUACACGUUAUAGUACAUGUAUAAGCCAAAUGCCAUGUUUUGCAAUUUGUAAAAGUGUGAAAGUUUUAUUCGCAGUAAACGCGAGGAUGAAAUAUUGUUGUAUGAUAGCGCGCUAGAAACGGUCAGUCUGCAUAUUUGAGUUUUACAAUCAUUUUCACUUUCACAUGCCAGCGGCAAUAAAAGAACAGGAAAUUGG
Molecule: messenger RNA, 3800 nt
Organism: Magallana angulata
Lineage: Eukaryota; Metazoa; Mollusca; Bivalvia; Ostreida; Ostreidae
Product: monocarboxylate transporter 14-like
Exons: 8
Coding region: 908-3010 (700 amino acids)
Biological process (GO): monocarboxylic acid transport; transmembrane transport
Molecular function (GO): monocarboxylic acid transmembrane transporter activity
Source: RefSeq, a predicted model, not a curated record